Nylanderia fulva is the source of this 1306-nucleotide messenger RNA. RefSeq names its product 46 kDa FK506-binding nuclear protein-like. The record is from RefSeq and is a predicted model, not a curated record. Gene Ontology annotation, molecular function: peptidyl-prolyl cis-trans isomerase activity. Gene Ontology annotation, cellular component: nucleolus; chromatin. Lineage: Eukaryota; Metazoa; Arthropoda; Insecta; Hymenoptera; Formicidae.
CUCCAUCCUUCGCAUGAAUUUCGGUCAUAUUGAAAUCAACAGUUGAGGCGAACACGUUUCUACUUUGCUUUAUUUGAGAUUUCACGUGUACAUUUAUUCUCUUUGUUUCACAUAGAUCUGUACAGAUUAUUAUAAAUCAACAUGUUUUGGGGAUUGAUACUGCAACCGAAUAAGCGGUACAACCAAAAGGUAACGGAAUCAUUCCAUGUGACCAUGGCGAGUUUAGAUACGCGAACAUCCGAUAAUGGUGAAGUACGAUUAAUACUAAACCACAAGAAUAAACAUUUCCUGAUUUGCACUUUACAAAAGAACAAAGUAUUGCAAAUGCCUCUCGAUUUAAGUUUUACUAAGGGAACCGACUUAGCCCUUUUAAUUGAUGGUAAUAGUAAUGUGCAUCUGACUGGAUAUACGAUUCCGGACUUGGAAGACGAUUUCAGUAAUUCAGAAGAUGAAAGUUCAUAUAUAGAAGGGUCAAUUGAGAAUGGAAAGAAGAGAAAGGCAGAAUCACAAUAUAAUAGAAAGAAAGUAAAGCAAGCUAAGCAAGAACUUGUAAAUGAUAGUAAUAAUCAGGAUGAGAGUGAUGUGGAUAAUUCUCAAUAUUUAGAAGAAGAGUUUGAUAGUGAUGAUGAUAUAGAAAAUGUAAUGACUGGUGAUGAUUAUAGUGAGGAUGAGGAUGAGGAUGAGAAUGAGGAUGAGGAUGAGGAUGAGGAUGAGGAUGAGGAUGAAGAUGAGGAUGAGGAUGAGGAACAGAAACAGAAAAAAAUAGCAAAAUCUCAAAAGCAUGAAAAAAAGGAAAUAAAUAAUCAGCAACAAAAAAAGAAACAUGAUAAGCAAAAUAAAAUAAAUGAAGAAAAAACCAAACAAGAACAACAAAGUAAGAAACAAAAUAAGAAAAUGCAGCAGAAACUGCAAGAGAACAAUCUACCGAACAGGAGAUUCUUUCAGGGUAAUGUGAUAGUGGAAGAUUUAAAAGUUGGUGAUGGUACACUCGCGACAAUUGGCAAACUUAUCACAAUUUAUUACGAGGGUCGUAUUAAAGGUCAAGAAAAGAAAUUUGACUCUUGUACGAGUGGAAAAGGUGUUAAAAUACGCCUCUAAAACGACAUGUGCAAAGGAUUGAAUAUAGGAAUGUGUGGAAUGAAACCUGGAGGAAAGCGCCGUAUCACAAUACCACCUAUGAUGGGGUUUGGGGAUAAAAGCACUUAUAAAGUUCCUGCUAAUAGCACACUUGUAUACGAAGUUGAACUUAAGAAUGUUAAUUAAAUGAAUAUUUUCAAGCAUUUGAUAUAUAUAUAUAUAUGACUUA